Messenger RNA from Dentiscutata erythropus, 275 nucleotides. The record is from the annotation of a GenBank genome assembly. Lineage: Eukaryota; Fungi; Glomeromycota; Glomeromycetes; Diversisporales; Gigasporaceae.
UAGCCGCUGCUACUACUGAUAAUAAUGAUGAUAACCCUCUCGCUGAUAAUCCUCUACCUCUUGCUUUUUCAGUAGCUGCCGCUACUACUGAUAAUAACGAUGAUAACUCUCUCGCUGAUAAUCCUCUAUCUCUUGCUUCUUUACCUCUUGCAGAUAAUUCUUCACUUCUUGUUUCUCCAGUAGCCGCCGCUACUACUGAUCAAACCGAUGAUAAUAACGAGUCUAAUAACAACCAUAACAAUCUUCUUAUUAAGAUAAAGUCUAUCAUAUAUUAG